CUCCAUUCCAUUCAAAGAAGACUAACACCUCUCCCUUUUAUUUAUGUUUGUGUGGGUUUAAGACAGGGAAGAAUUGUAAAGACAAACACUUUAUGUUGAUGGAUCCCAACAAUUUGAAAACCAAUUCGCCUUCUUCCACAAGCAAAACAAAGCAGCAGCAGCCACAAGAAACAAGGUUCUUGGGAGUAAGGAGGCGGCCAUGGUGUCGUUACGCGGCCGAGAUAAGAGACCCUUCCACGAAAGAAAGGCAUUGGCUCGGCACGUUCGACACGACCGAGGAAGCAGCCUUGGCCUACGACCGUGCAGCUCGGUCCAUGCGAGGCUCCAAGGCUCGUACAAACUUCGUUUAUUCCUACAUGCCGGUCGGUUCAUCUGUCACCUCCAUCGUCUCCCCCGACGAAUCACAGCAUGAUUUUUUUUCCAUUAAUCCCCCUUUCCACCACCAUCAAAACGAGGCAAACCGGAACCAGGUUUUCUUCUCUACUCAAGAAGACCCUUUCACUGCAUGCCAGUUCCCUUCGGGGUGGAUCCAAGAGACUAGCGAUGGCACUGUCGAAUCUUACAGACCCAUUACCGGUGUUAUGGACAUCGGAGACGGUGGUUCUCAGCAGCUAGGCCAUGACUCCGAGCUGCCACCAUUGUCUCCGGAUGUCUCCUCCUCGUGUUACGGAUCCGGACUUGAUAUGAGCAAUGAAGCAUGGAAUGAGAUAGGCUUCUUCAGGUUCUCGGAUCAAACUGCAUUCGUAAUUAACUCUCAGACGGGAACCACCGGGUUUGAUUUGAGUUCAUCGUGGGGCUACUUUCUUUAA
Molecule: messenger RNA, 809 nt
Organism: Hibiscus syriacus
Lineage: Eukaryota; Viridiplantae; Streptophyta; Magnoliopsida; Malvales; Malvaceae
Product: ethylene-responsive transcription factor LEP-like
Exons: 1
Coding region: 93-809 (238 amino acids)
Biological process (GO): regulation of DNA-templated transcription
Molecular function (GO): DNA binding; DNA-binding transcription factor activity
Source: RefSeq, a predicted model, not a curated record